Peronospora matthiolae is the source of this 423-nucleotide messenger RNA. NCBI's taxonomy places the organism in Eukaryota, Oomycota, Peronosporomycetes, Peronosporales, Peronosporaceae. The record is from the annotation of a GenBank genome assembly.
AUGCAGUGGCUCCCGCGCGACGUCGACGCGGUCGAACAGCGGUUCCCGCACGAGAGAGCAGUGGUCGAACACGAACAAGUGUUUCCACCUGCACCCAUUGUGGUCGAGCAGAGGCUCCUACAAGGGCAAGAUGUGGCCGAGCAGGGGCUCGCCACCGAGUGUGACGUGGAUGGACAAGAGUCCCCACGUGCGAACAUGAUGUUCGAACAGGGGUUCCCAUCGUCGCCUACUGUGGUCGAACAGAGUUUCCCACAUGAGCAAGACGUGGUCGAGCAGGGGCUCCCACACGAGUUUGUGGCGGUAGAGCAGGGGCUCCCGCAUCAUGUGUCGACAAACGAGUAUGGGCUACUCUCGUCGCGCGAUUUGACGUCCUGGAUGAGGACAUCCAGCGUCUUGAGGUGGGGUUGCAGAUUAAACACCUAA